This is a messenger RNA of Medicago truncatula (barrel medic), 828 nucleotides long. RefSeq names its product methyl-CpG-binding domain-containing protein 4. The transcript is spliced from 2 exons. The record is from RefSeq and is a predicted model, not a curated record. The coding region runs from base 69 to 593 and encodes 174 amino acids. NCBI's taxonomy places the organism in Eukaryota, Viridiplantae, Streptophyta, Magnoliopsida, Fabales, Fabaceae. Gene Ontology annotation, molecular function: DNA binding; zinc ion binding.
AGCACUCAUUUCACAAACUUCACAAAAGGUGGUUGGUGAGAGAUUACGGAUAUUUUUUUGCUAAAUCAAUGGCAGACUCCAAAACUCUAACUUCGUCUAGCAAGAGACCAGUGAUAUCCCAGAAUGAUAUAUAUGUGGCACAAUGCAAACUUUGCAUGAAAUUUAGAGAGAUUGAUACGCAGGAGGAGUUUGAGGAGAUCCUUCAUAAAAUCAAACAAGAGCCUUUUGAUUGUAGCAAAAAGGAUAAUUGUAGGUGUGAUGAUCCUGCUGAUAUAGAAUAUGAUUCUACGCGGACAUGGGUCAAAUACAAGCCUAACAUUCCAAAGACUCCAAAAGGAUUCAAGAGAAUCUCAGUGCUUAGAGAUGAUUACUCUAAAUUGGACUCCUACUACAUAACACCUACAGGUAAACAACUGAGAUCUCGCAAUGAGAUAGCAGCAUAUCUUAAAGAUCAUCCACAGCCCAAUGGUGUAUCUGCUUUGGAUUUUGAUUUUUCAUCCCCAAAGGUCAUGCAAGACACCAUUCCAGAUAUUAUUGUGAAACAGAAGGAUUCUGCGAACAAAAAAGUUAAGAUAGCUAAAGAUGAAGUUUGAGAAAUGUCAUCACAAGGUUGCUGCAUUUUGUUGUUCUUGAUGCUAAUUAUGGUUGGUUUGUUUGUAAUAUAUUAUUUCUAGAUAUUGUGUUAUGGCAAACCAAUUCAGUGGUAUUGAAACAAAUUAAACUUUAGUUAUGGUGGUCCAUAGUAAUUGUAACCUAAACAGGUAUAUGCAGGCUCUUUGUGUUUUAACCUAAAUACAUCUUGUACUCUAUCUUUAUAAAAUAAAUACA